Messenger RNA from Gastrolobium bilobum, 884 nucleotides. RefSeq names its product peptidyl-prolyl cis-trans isomerase FKBP13, chloroplastic-like. Gene Ontology annotation, cellular component: chloroplast. The record is from RefSeq and is a predicted model, not a curated record. Lineage: Eukaryota; Viridiplantae; Streptophyta; Magnoliopsida; Fabales; Fabaceae. The transcript has 5 exons. Gene Ontology annotation, molecular function: peptidyl-prolyl cis-trans isomerase activity. Bases 106 to 735 code for a protein of 209 amino acids.
AAACAUAAUUUUGGGUUUGUGAUUGAUAUUUUGAGCAGUACGACGGAACAAUUAGAGCCACAAUCAGUCAUUCCUUCCUAGCGAAAUCCGUGCCAUAUCCUGGAGAUGAAAUCACUGGCACCAUAUUCACUUGGGACUUGCCUGACUUCCCUGCAACCCCAAAAGGGUAGUAACUAUUCAUCACCUCUUCCAUUCUCUGCUGUCCAAGUCCAACCACUAGUACUCUUACAAAAUGAGACCAACCCAACCACCCAGUUCAAGAGAAGAGAUGCAAUAGGCCUUUCCUUAAGUUUUGGCCUUCUUCAUAAUUUCUUGCAAUCACAACCCACGUCAGCUUCAGCAGCUGAAGCAGUUCCAUGUGAAUUAACAGUAGCUCCUUCAGGCCUUGCCUUCUGUGAUCAAAUUGUGGGAACUGGUCCUCAGGCUCUUAAGGGACAGCUUAUUAAGGCACAUUACGUUGGGAAAUUGGAAAAUGGGAAAAUUUUCGACAGCAGUUACAAUCGUGGCAAGCCACUUACGUUUCGUGUUGGUGUUGGAGAGGUCAUCAAAGGAUGGGAUGAAGGCAUUUUAGGAGGUGAUGGAGUACCUCCCAUGCUUGCAGGAGGGAAACGUACAUUGAAGCUUCCCCCAGAACUUGGAUAUGGCUCAAGAGGGGCUGGUUGUAGAGGAGGUUCAUGUGCCAUUCCUCCUGAUUCGGUACUCUUAUUCGAUGUUGAGUUCAUUAGCAAAGCCUGAUUUACAAAGCCACGCGCGUCAAACUACCUUCCUUUUUCUUGGAGACUCGGGCUUAGAUUUAUAUUGUUUUCUAAUUUAUGUUUGUAUGUGUGACUCUGUGUGUGUUUUCAAUCAUACAGCAUUUAUUUACUUUUUUUUUUUUCUUUUCA